Messenger RNA from Suillus subalutaceus, 642 nucleotides. RefSeq lists its product as uncharacterized. NCBI's taxonomy places the organism in Eukaryota, Fungi, Basidiomycota, Agaricomycetes, Boletales, Suillaceae. The transcript is spliced from 4 exons. The record is from RefSeq and is a predicted model, not a curated record. The coding region runs from base 1 to 642 and encodes 213 amino acids.
AUGCCUCGGUUCAACGCUCCAUCCUCAAGAAAGCCAAAGGCCGCGAAUUCCACACCUCGUAUACGGCCUGCGGCCAUGUCUGUGACUCGAAAACCCACAGUCGAAGAUCAUGCUCCUGACAAUGAAAAGGGAUCAACGUCCCUCGGAGCUUCGUCUUGGCCAGAGAACCCAUGGGCAGACGUCGAGCAAAUCACCACACGGCCAAAACGGGGCCCUACAUUCGUCGACUAUUGCAGCAAGCCGGGCCAAUUCUGGCCAGACGGACAAGAGCCUCCCUUCAAAGGUCAGAAAGCCGCGAAGCGUAUCUUCGUCACCAAAGGCAAAACGCAACCGCGCAAAGAGAUCACCAAAAAUUACGAAGAAAUCAAAGAGCUGAAGAACUAUGUGCCGUCUGACAUAUUUCACCCACGAACGGGAGAUAUCGAACUCUACUACGACUACUCCGACUACGACGGUACCGACGAGGAGGAUCUAUUUGACAUCGACGAGGAUGACGCUAUACCUCCCCCCGCAGUCGCUCCCGUUCCUCCUCCUACCGUUGUCCCCGCUCCUCCUCGUGUCACUGUGCAUGUACCGGCUGCGGGCUGCCACAGUGUCAAACUGAAACGGAGCAGCAAAAGAUGGAAAAGAGGAAGAAGCUGA